Molecule: messenger RNA, 657 nt
Organism: Rotaria sp. Silwood1
Lineage: Eukaryota; Metazoa; Rotifera; Eurotatoria; Philodinida; Philodinidae
Source: the annotation of a GenBank genome assembly
AUGUUACUAAAUGCUACUGUUCAACAUCGUGUUAAACAUUUUGAUCUUUUAUUAGCACGUGAAUUAGCAUCACUUGAACGUGAAUAUGAACAAAAUUUAAUAACACAUAAAAAUCUUGAAAAAUCUAUUCGUCGUGAAACACGUCGAAAAAAAGUUACAUUACCAUUUGAUGAAAUUUAUCAUGAACCAAAUCAAACAUUAAAUUAUCAUAAAAUAUGUUAUUCAAAAAAUAAUUAUUUAAAUGAAAAAUCUUCAUCUUCGUCUUCUUCUAUUGUAAGUAGUAAUCAUAAUGAAAAUCAAAAUGAUGAAAUAAUACAAGAAACAUCUCCAAAACAUCGACGACAAUGUUUAAAACUUCAACGUUUACCACCGAUAAUAAAAGCAAGUGUAUUAAAUCGACAAAAACAAUCAACAAAUGAUUCAUAUUGGAUGUAUAAUUUUCGAUCAUCAAAUAAACUUAAAGAAAAUUUUAAUGAUACAUAUUCUGAACUUAAUGAUGAAUUAUCAAAAGCAACAUUACCAAAUAUAACACCUAUACAAAAACAAAUUCAUUCAUUUAUUGAUACUUUACCAACAUAUACUGGUAGUCAACGAGGUUUUGAUAAUUUUGCUCCAGCAUCUCUUUAUUCAAGUCGAGCACCGGUUAUUAUGAAAUAA